UCUGGACAUUGCCUUUAUUAUCACCACUCACAUCCUGUUCACAAGUGGUGUCAGAAACGGGAUUUUACAAUGGACCCUGCAGCACUGAACACCAUGAUGGAGGCUCAGGCACGUAGGCAUGAAGAGACCUUGGCAGCGGUGAUGGAGAGGAUGAAUGCCAUGUUCCUCGCGGCCAACCAGAGGAGGGAACCGGUGGCCGAACCAGCAGUAGCGCCUCCGAAACCUAAAGUGGUGAAGAUGUCGCUGGAGGAUGAUCCCGAGGCCUAUUUAACAUCCUUUGAAAGGCAGGCGACAGCAGCCCUAUGGCCUCGGGAGUGGUGGGCUACCCAGCUGGGACCCAAUCUGAUCGGGGAAGCCCAGGCAGCCUACCACGCUUUAACCCAUGAACAAGCCAUGGAUUAUGAUCUUGUAAAGAAAGCCAUCCUUCAGCGACUGGACAUCACGGAGGAGACGCACCGCCGCCGGUUCCGGGAGUACCAACGCCCAGAAGGAGUCCGACCCCGAGUAAUGGCCCAGCAGUUGGUGGACCAGGUGACCCGGUGGCUCUGCCCUGGUGAACGCACAGCAGAGGAGGUGGCUGAGAUUGUCACCAUUGAACAAUUUAUACAGUUGCUGGGGCCAGAAGCCAGUAAUUGGGUCAGCCGGCACCGGCCCACCACGCUGGACGCCGCGGUCAGGUUGGCUGAGGGGUACGAGGACUCUAUGCCCACACCGCUGCCCACCCCGAUACAUUCCACGCCGACCUUCAUCAGACCCAGGAUGGCGGGCCCAAGGCCGGGGCCCCUUCACCCACACACACCCUUCACGUCUGGACCAGCACCCUCACGUUCCCCAACGGGUGGCCUCGCUCCACAACACUGGAGGCCGAGGUCAACCCCCAGCUGGGGUAGAACAGGGGCCCCCUCCCCGCUGUCAGGUCGGCAGCGGGACAAUCAGGCUCCGUGGGCGCCUCUCCCUCUGGAAUGUUACCGGUGCCAUGGGGUCGGCCACCUUGCCCGGAAUUGCCCCUCAGCAAUGGAGUGUGGUGCGGCUUCGCAUUAUUUGGUACCGGCGACAGAGGAGGAGUGAGAGUCGGGAGCUGCAGCCGCGGAGCCAGCAUUAGACCCGGAGCACGUCCCUCACAGCACAACACAGCACAGCACCAGCACUCACCACGACCCCGGAAGAAAGAGCACAGUUUCGUGCACGGAGGAUUGUGGUUCAGGAGUGUCAUUCUUUUGUUAAUAAGGACUGUAAACCUGCCGUGUUCCCCCCGAUACCAUCGCUGGCAAAAGGG
This is a messenger RNA of Acipenser ruthenus (sterlet), 1276 nucleotides long. RefSeq names its product zinc finger and SCAN domain-containing protein 29-like. Bases 70 to 1068 code for a protein of 332 amino acids. The record is from RefSeq and is a predicted model, not a curated record. NCBI's taxonomy places the organism in Eukaryota, Metazoa, Chordata, Actinopteri, Acipenseriformes, Acipenseridae. The transcript is spliced from 2 exons. Gene Ontology annotation, molecular function: zinc ion binding; nucleic acid binding.